Molecule: messenger RNA, 1634 nt
Organism: Myiozetetes cayanensis
Lineage: Eukaryota; Metazoa; Chordata; Aves; Passeriformes; Tyrannidae
Product: glutamate receptor ionotropic, kainate 5-like
Exons: 15
Biological process (GO): synaptic transmission, glutamatergic; modulation of chemical synaptic transmission
Cellular component (GO): presynaptic membrane; kainate selective glutamate receptor complex; postsynaptic membrane
Molecular function (GO): kainate selective glutamate receptor activity; transmitter-gated monoatomic ion channel activity involved in regulation of postsynaptic membrane potential
Source: RefSeq, a predicted model, not a curated record
AUGCUGCCCCCGCCCCACGCUGCUCCUGCUCCUCUUCGUGGGCGCCGCCGCCCCGAGGGACUCCGGGCCCCGCGCUGCGGAUGGCCGCCAUCCUGGACGAGCAGGGGGCUGCGGGCAGGGGAGCGCCUGGCCCUGGCCCUGGCCCGGGAACACGUCAAUGGCCCGGGGAGACCCCGGCCCGGCUCGAGGUCGAUGUGUUCAGAGCUGCCCCGGGACAGCCAGUACGAGACCACCGACACCAUGUGUCAGAUCCUGCCCAAGGGGGUGGUCUCGGUGCUGGGCCCGGCGGCGAGCCCGGCGGCUGCGGCCACGGUCAGCCACAUCUGCGGGGAGAAAGAGAUCCCCCACAUCCGGGUGGGUCCCGAGACAGCCUCGCGCCCCCCCGCCUCCCUCAUCUGCGCCAGGCCCGAGUGCCUGCUGCGCCUCGAGGAGCUGGUGAGGCAGUUCCUGAUCUCCCGGGAGUCGCUCUCUGUGCGGGUCCUGGACGGGGAGCAGGACCCGACCCCGCUGCUCAAGGAGAUCCGGGACGACAAAGUGCCCACCAUCGUCAUCGACGGCCCCGCCAGCACGGCUGGGCUGGUGCUGGCCAAGGGCUCGUCCUGGCCAAGGUUUGGGGGAUUCUGGGGGGUCCUGGCCAAGGUUUGGGGGAUUUAUGGGGGCCUCGGGCUGGGGAUGAUGUCGACGUUCUACAAAUACAUCCUGACCACCAUGGACUUCCCCCUGCUGCACCUGGAGUCGCUCCCCUCCCCCCCGGCCACCGUGCUGGGGUUCUCGAUGUUCAACACGAGCCACCGGUUCUACGGGGAGUUCGUGCGGAGCCUCAACAUGUCCUGGAGGGAGAGCUGCGACCUGGGGCCUUAUCCUGGUCCUGCGCUCUCGGCUGCCCUCCUGUUCGAUGCGGUUCACGUGGUGGUGGCGGGCGUGGAGCUGAACCGCUCCCAGGAGAUCGGGUGCCCCUUAGCUUCUUGCCGCCCGGAGUUUGGGCCCCACGGCACCAGCCUGAUGAACUACCUGAGAAUGGUGGAGCACGAGGGUCUGACGGGGCGCGUGGAGUUCAACAGCAAAGGGCAGAGAACGAAUUACAGCCUGCGCGUGCUCGAGAAGGGCCGCGACGGCACCAGAGAGGUGGGGGUCUGGUUCUCCAACCACACCCUGGCCAUGGACGAGGCCACGCUGGGGCUGAACAGCUCGGAGAGCCUGGAGAACAAAACCCUCAUCAUCACCACCAUCCUGGAGAACCCGUGCGUGAUGCGCGUGGGGGGCGCGGGGGGCGAGCGCUACGAGGGGUUCUGCGUGGACAUGCUGAGGGAGCUCGCCCGGCUGCUCAAGUUCCGCUUCCAGCUGCGCCUGGUGGAGGACGGGCUGUACGGGGCCCCCGAGCCCAACGGCUCCUGGACCGGCAUGGUGGGAGAGCUCAUCAAUAGGAAAGCCGACCUGGCCGUGGCCGCCUUCACCAUCACGGCCGAGCGGGAGAAGGUGAUCGACUUCUCCAAGCCCUUCAUGACCCUGGGCAUCAGCAUCCUCUACCGCUGUCCACAUGGUAGGGGGUUUAGGGGACCCUUCUCGCCGGCCGUGUGGCUCUUCAUGCUCCUCGCCUACCUGGCCGUCAGCUGCGUCCUCUUCCUGGCCGCGCG